UGACUGGGCUGCAGGAGCGCGCACGGAGCGGCUCGCGGGCAGAUCGCCGGUGCAGGAAACCUCACGCGCAAAUCAUUACUUUGAUUUAUUUUUGUCUUGCUGCUUCGUUUUUUUUAUGAAACAAACAACCGACGCUGACGCCGGUUAAAAGUGGGAGAAAAUGCCACAAAGAGGCCUCUGUGUUCAUGUCAUGCACGGCUCCAGCUGAGAAACUCUGAUUCUUCAAGUUAGGACUGUCUACAGAAUAAUAAUUCCAGGCACUAGAUGUGAUAAACCAGAGAUGAAGCACUGAUUGGCUGCUUGUUAGGCACGACAGUCCUAAACCAGAAGAGUACAUAUCAGAUACUGGCAUCUGAUUUAAGGGGACGAGACAAACAGCAGACUGUCCAGCGAUUCUUCGCUCCUUCACAUUGAGAAAUCUAAUUGCUUUAACUGAUCAUGUUUAACAAAGCAAGGUCAACAGACAAGUCAAGAUGAACCCUUAUGUCAUUUCUCACUUCAGGAGGGAUCUAUUCCCCCACUUUUAUUUGUUGUAAACUUGCAUUUUCUUUUAUCAAUGUUGCUGCUCUCUGUUGUUUUGGGGUAGUUUUUCUAUUUGUAGUGAUGUGGUGUGACUUUUGGUUCUGGGGACGUUUUCUGACCAGUUGUACCCAGAGCUAUUACUGUGGCAUUGACUGAUUAAGCAAGGUAAUUCAACAAGCACAAUCCUUCUUUGCUGGAUGUAUUUGCACACCAGUUUCAAUUGUAUAUAUAAAUACAAGUUUUUCUUCACGAGUCAUUUAAAAGAAUUGGUGCAUGUUGUUUUUUUUUUGCAGCAAAUUUAAUUUUAUUAUAAAUAUGUUAUGCUCAAGUAGCCAUUUCUGCUUUCUUCAUCAAACAUGGAAGCAGUUUAAGAGAUCUAAACCUUAAGAAAUGUUGGCAGCCUAUUUCUUCAGCAGUUUGUCUAUCUUCUCCUAGCUUUGUCGCCUGCACUGCAGAGAACUUCAAAGGUGAUCUGUGUACUUACCUUUGCUUUCCAUAUGAAUUAAUCACCUAAGACUUAAAAUUAUCAAUUUUUCUGGAGAUAGUCCAUAGUAAUCUUUCCCUGUUGUUUUCUUCCCCCACUUAUCUUUUGUCAGGUUUUAAGUGAUUUCCCAGUCAUAAUGCAGUUUUGUAACGAGGUAUGUCCAUUCUGAGGUGUUGUCUCCUGCAGGUGAAUGUUAAAAGUAGAAAUCUUAAAACAGCCAGUACAUUAAACAAAUUCACAAUGUCCACCAAACAAAUUUGUAGCCUUCUAGAAGGUAAAUGUGAAAUAGUUAAAGCAGUGACAUGAUCAAAUGAGGAAUGCCAAACAAUGUCUGACUAUUUCAUUUAGUAGGAAGUGACCUUCCCACUAAUAAAUAGUUAAAUUGAGCUACAUUUCUAGCUUUCAAGGCUUGCAUUUCCUUUUUUUGUGAUGACACAUUUACUCUGAAACAGACCGUUCAUUCUACUGUAUCUUUUUUGCCUCAUGCUAAUUCCAAGUGGAUGUGAAUCUGGAAAGAUCAGUCGUAAGAACUUGCAUGUUUUUGUACUUUCACUCUUUUUGUGCAUGUUGGUGUUUUCUUUAGUAGUUGGUUCAAACAGACGUCAAUUAGGCUUUAUUUCGCAUAUUUGCAUUAUUAUCAAAUGUAUGCUGUUAUGAGCUGGGUGAUCCUAAAAUUUGUCUAUUUGCAUUCCUCCACUGCAGUACACUUUCAGUUUAUUUUCUUAAUCAAAUGAUGCCUGCUCAAGACAUCAAGACUUUCUUUUUAUUGUUUAAACUAAACAUAACCAGUCCUGCAUGCUGUUGUGUUGCAUGCUGAGGUCAGUUUUUCCCUGCAACACCCUGAAUGAACUUUUGCAUGGGAGCAAUUGCAAAAAAAGGGACUCCUUGGCUUGCUCAUGUCAAUCUUUACAUCAGCUUACCUAAUUUUACUUCAGAGAUUGGGCCUGCCAAAGAAUAUAACUAAAAUUACAUACUUUUGCUGUAUUACUAAACAAAUAAAUACUCUAGAGAACAAAACAACCAGUUGUGAAUGUCGAAACAAAAACCUGUUUGGGUUGGAUCUACAGUGAUCUCACUUUUUAAGAAAGACUGAAGGACUUUGUGGGUUUCAUUCAUAAAUUCAUUGACUCUGUCAAGACACACUGAGAAAUACAGAGAUUUUACUGCAGGUGAUGGGAGCGGCACGUGUCAAACGUCGCUUCAGUGCUGUGACUGAUGGGCCAGUGGAGGAGGAGGAGGUCAUGAGGCUAGCAGAAAGUGCAAGGUCAGGAGAAAGUCCAACGGGCUCAGGAAGCCCAAACAGCUCCUCUCCAAUCCAUGCCCUCAAUGGCAAAGCUCUACCUCUUCAGAGUAACACUAACAAUGCACGGAGGCAGAGCGCUAUUGGUGAACCAGCUGGGGGAGAUGCAGGAGGAGAAAGCAGAGUGAGAGCAGGAGGAGUAUGCCCAGGUCUAAGGAAUACCAAAGGUGGUAGUGAAGGUGGGAGACGGGAAAAAUGUUCCUCAUCACACCAGGAUUCCCUCUCUUCCCCCUCCACUAUCAGCCGGCGACGCAGCAGGCGCUCAAACCGCCGGCCCCAACAACGCUUUGUGGGCAAGGACGGACGCUGCAACGUCACCUUCGUCAACAUGAGCGAAAGGGGCCAGCGGUACUUCAGCGACCUUUUUACCACCUGUGUGGACAUACGCUGGCGCUGGAUGCUGGUCAUCUUCACGCUCUCCUUUAUUCUUUCCUGGCUUCUCUUUGGCUUUGCCUUCUGGCUCAUUGCCUCUGCGCAUGGCGACCUUUCCAUUCAGCUUACCCCCAGAUCCGGUUCUUCUCCUGGAUCAGGAGAAUCCGGCUCUGGAGCAGAGUCUGAUAGAAACAUGGCAGAAGAGGAGCCAUGCUUCCUCCAGGUUAACAGCUUCAUGGCAGCCUUCCUUUUCUCCUUGGAGACGCAGACAUCCAUCGGUUACGGAUUCAGAAGCGUGACCGAAGAAUGUCCCCUGGCGGUGUUGGCGGUCGUUUUGCAGUGCAUCGUGGGCUGCAUUAUUGACGCCUUCAUCAUCGGGGCAGUCAUGACGAAGAUUGCCAAGCCCAAGAAACGCAACGAGACUCUGGUGUUCUCUGACUCUGCUGUGGUGGCGCUGAGAGACGGAAGACUCUGCAUGAUGUGGAGGUUGGGGAAUCUAAGGAAGAGUCACCUGGUUGAGGCGCAUGUCAGAGCACAACUACUGAAGCCAAGAGUGACACAAGAGGGGGAGUACCUGCCACUUGACAAUGCAGACAUCAACGUCGGUUUUGAUACUGGCACCGACCGCAUCUUUUUGGUCUCUCCUGUGACAAUAGUGCACGAAAUCAACGAAGAGUCGCCUUUUUUUGAGAUAGACAAAAAAACCUUGAAGAAUGACUGUGAAUUGGAGGUGAUUGUCAUACUUGAGGGAAUGGUGGAGGCCACGUCGAUGACAACCCAGUGCCGCAGUUCCUAUCUGGCUUCUGAAAUACUCUGGGGACAUCGAUUUGAACCCGUACUAUUUGAGAGGAAAAAUGGCUACCAGGUCGACUAUUCAUUUUUCCAUCAGACCUACGAAAUCCCAAACACACCAUCAUGCAGUGCUAAAGAGCUGGCCGAGCAGAGGUACAACGGAAGCUCACUGUCGUCCUUUUGUUACGAGAAUGAAGUGGCCCUGAGGCUCGCCUCCCCAGAUGAGGAACCAGAACAAGAACAUGAAUGUUUCUCCCAACCAACCCGAAGACCAUCCUUGGAAGCAUGAAGAGUAGGAGGACAAGAAGAAAAGAAAGAGAGUUUAUUUGAGAAGUGAAAAUCAAAUAUUUAACCAUUCACAGAGAUUAUAAUUUGUUAGAUUUACAUGGGAAGCCCAGAGUUGUUAAAUACUAGAGAGGAAGAAGUUAAAGAAGCGUUUAUGGAGUUUGGUCACAGCUCUGUCCUAGUUGUCUGAUUGGCCCUGGCAGUUUUUCAGAAUCUUUAAAAAUGUAUUCGUCUCACAUCUGGCCCAUCACUACCACAGCACGAUCACCUGACUCUAAUCCCUGAUCAAAAGGAUGUGCAACAGCUCCACCUGUUGGCUACACUUGCCACUGCCUCUCAGCGAUUCUGGCUUAAAGAAAUGAUUUCUCUUCCAGCUGCUGCUGUGUAAUAAGUUUGUUGUUACUCAGGAAUGUACUUUCAAAAAUUUGCAGACUUAUCACUUUAUUGUUUUACUUUCUAAUGGUAAGUAUUCUUAGUGCUCUUUCUGUAAUGCUGGAGAACUGGUACUAUGGUAUUUGAACAGGGAUCCUCGUUGCAGAACAAUAGUAACAAGGAGAAACUUUUGGAAACCAGCAGCAGUUUUCAACAUUCUCUUUUUUUUUUAUUGUACUGCAUGCUUUUAUUGUUAUUUUUUUGGGGGGGAUGUAAUAAUGUUAUUGAGUUGGACAUUUUUUUCCAUUAUUUAAUACAUUUUGUGUUGAAAUGACUGCUUUGUUUAUGAGAGGCCAGUGUAUGGUUUUAAAAUGGAGCCAGACAGAUGAUAUUGACUGUGUCCAGAUAAUCUCUUAAUCUCACUCUUUUCUUGUCUACAGUAUUCUAAUAUGUGUUAUGUCAACAAAAACAUAUUUUAUUGUGAUUUUCUGUCAUAUUUGGAAGAUGUGCAGAUUGAGCAAAGGCGUAAUUUUUUUUUAUGUUUAAGCACUUGCUGGUGGGUCUGAAUUUCACACAAAAGUACUUCUAUACAUUCAUUCAUUUUCUAUACCCGCUUCUACUGGGUCACCGGGGAGCUGGUGCCUAUCUCCAGCAGUCUGCGGACGAGAGGUGGGGUACACCCUGGACAGCUCGCCAGUCCAUCGCAGGGCAAUAAAGGACUAGCUCUUGCCAACCCUGUAAAUGUAUCAGAGACCUCAACUGCAGAAGAUCUUGAGUCAGAUGAGUGGGACAGAUGCCGGGGUUUUGGGGGUCUGCUGUUUCUGAAUCUUUAUUUGCACAAGUGUACUGAAACACCAUAUUCACAGGAUAUUAAUCCACUUUAAGUUUAAUAAAUUGCACAACUACUCUCUAAUUUAAAUACAUUAUGCAUGGUUUCAUGGUUAAAACGUGGUGCCUCCAGAACAGGGCAGAAAUUUAACUACAGCCUCUUCAUCAGCAGCUGUUUAUUUCAUCUAUUGUGCUUGAAAGAAUAUAUAUUUUGAGUACAUUUUCUUCAAAAGGAUUGGCUUAUGGUUGGUUUGUGGUCACUUUUUAACACGUGCAGUAUGCUCUAAUUACAAAAAAUAUAUAUAUGCCCUGUUUGUAUUAUACUUGAAAGUUUUAACUUCCAGAUUUUAAAGCAAAAGAAAUCCUCUGGAAUGCCCCAUGAAGUUGGAACUGCAGACUGGAAAGUCAGAGGUUUCUCACCAACUCUUCAAUCUAAAUCCAAUAUGACUGUUAUGUGUGCAAGAUUUAGGUAAACAUGCAAAAAUAAUCAGUUUAUUUGCACUUCUUCCAUUUUGUAACUUGUUAAAUCAGUCCCUCACAUAGUGCUGUAUAAUAUAUAUUUUAGGGUCAUGAUCCUUUGCUGCUGCAUGGUGGAACACUUAUUAGCAAUAUUGCCCUGCAGCAAGAAGGUUCAUAGAGCUUGCAUGUUCCUCCCAUGCAUGCCUGGGUUCUCUCCCAGUACUAUGGCUUCCUCCACAGUCCAGAAAUAUGCAUGUUAUGUUAAUUGAUUACUCUAAAUUGCUCUCAGUAGGGAGUGUGUGCACACAUGGUUGUUUGUCCUUGUGUCUCUGUGUUGCCCCUGGGAUAGACUGGUGACCGGUUUAGGGCAUAAUAUGCCACUCCUGUGGCCCUACACAGAAAAUGGUGUAUAGAGAAUUGAUGGAUGGAUGUUCCUUUAGUUUUUGAAUGCAGAAAAGGCUGAUAUUUUCUGAAAUAUCAUGGGCAGGUAGUACGUAGCCUGGGCUCUUAGUAAAACUCCUAGCAAACUCCCCUGGUUUUCCACCUUGCAGUAGGAAUAAUGCUGCAUUUAAUACUCAUUAAAGCUGGAACCUGCGUUUGAGAAUUACGUAUCAUCUGAGUUAAGCUUGUUUUAGUUGGAAGUCGGUAAACCAGUAUUGUUUUGCAAGUUGUUGUAAUGCUAGCUAGUACUGGUACUACAAUCAAAGCACAAGGAGUUUAUUUCCAUUUUAUGCAUUUAAACACAGAGGAAAUAAACUAAUUAAUGUUAUUUGUGCCCCUGGUUUAAUGACAUACAAACUGUCAGAAGUUCAAAUACAAGGUUUAUUCAUGCUAUUUGCACUAUAUUUAUAUGCAAAGUGGCCAUAUUAAAUCUGACCUUUGACUUUCCAAGUCAGAGUUAGGACUUCCCUGGGUGUUGUAUUUUAUAGUUAAUUUUUCUCAUUGUAACUCUGUAAUUCUGACUCCCGAGUACAACACAAGGUUCAUUUGGAUGUGGUGUCAUUCAAGUCCUGAUUUCAAAAGGGUAAAUAGGAUGCACCAUUACUACUAAUCCAUUCAGCAUCUGAGCAGGUACACCAUGAGCACCAACUGAAUGUAUGAGAAACUUUGUUCCAUUAUUAUCCCGUAGAGUAUAGUAGGUGCACUUUCUAGUUAUUUUACAAAGCACAUUAAAUAUUUGAGUGUAUUUUAUUCUUGAAUAGGUUAAUGGGAAUCACACAGCCUAAGUUGCUAAAUGGUUUAAGUGUAAAUGAGUAUGAAUGCAAGCAACAUGUAAAGAGUUACUCUAGCCUGUCCAUUGCACAACUUGCAAUUUUGUUGUUUGUGUUUUGUACAAACGUAAAAGGUUAAGACCAGUAUGACAGAUUAAGCUCUGCAAUGGCUCAAUAUCUUUGCUGAGUCAGACACUGUGUCAUAAAAAGAGCUGUGGGACGUCAGGAGGAACUUGGUUAUUAACUAGUAACAUUUAGUUUGUUGCAGUCAGUGUUAAUACUGUUUCAUGGUACUGUUCCCCAUUUCUUCUUCAUUGCUUCCAUGUCCUAUUAAUAGUUUCCGCAGUUACUUGGUCAUUCACCCUGCCUCCAGCACCACCAAAUGUAACUUGAGCCCAAAGCAUCAUCACUUUAAUAGCAUCAUUUGAACUUCAAAGAAAGUGCUUGCAUGAGAUUUACUGCUCACAAUACAGCUCAGCACAUUUUAAUACAUAGUGGUACCUGCACAAUAUGCUGUAACGGGAUCAUAUUUUUGAACGAAGGGUGCAAAAUGAAAUAGUUAAAAGUUUUAGUGGGCUUUUCUGUUCUAAGCAUGGGAAUUCUCAAUUUUACCUUGUCAUUUUAGAGUGGCCUCAGGAACAGAGCACUUCCAAAUAAAGCACAACUGUUUUGAUGAUUCGAAUAAAAGAAACUGAUGCAACUGCGAUACUGUUUUUUUCUUAUCUUUUUGUGGUAUUAUAUUUUCUUCAGAAUUUUUAGAUUACAGACUUUUAAACGCAACCAAGAUGUAACGCUGCUGUGUAUGACUUUGACUCAAAAAAUAUCUGGAUUUAGUUUAUCUUUGUAAGCAAAUGUAAAAUGCCUGAUGUACAUGUAUAUGCAACGAUAAUUAUUACACCCUUAAAGGAAUACGUUAAAAUUCA
Messenger RNA from Girardinichthys multiradiatus, 7548 nucleotides. RefSeq names its product potassium inwardly rectifying channel subfamily J member 14 (gene kcnj14). Gene Ontology annotation, biological process: potassium ion import across plasma membrane; regulation of monoatomic ion transmembrane transport. The transcript has 5 exons. Gene Ontology annotation, cellular component: plasma membrane. The record is from RefSeq and is a predicted model, not a curated record. Gene Ontology annotation, molecular function: inward rectifier potassium channel activity. Lineage: Eukaryota; Metazoa; Chordata; Actinopteri; Cyprinodontiformes; Goodeidae. Bases 2179 to 3759 code for a protein of 526 amino acids.